AUGUCGUCCAUCCCGUCGCACAACCCUGGCCCAAUCCUCUCCCGCGGCCGCAAGCUCUUCCUCGCUGGCCUCGUCGUCACGCCUCUGCUGAGCUACGCCGUGCUCAAGAGGAGACAGAACCAGCGCGAGCUAGAGCGCAGAUUGCUGGAAGAGGAGGGCAGGCGCAACUGGAUCGCGCAGGAGAACCGCGGCGAUCUGAGUGUGAAUGUUGGUAGGAGUGGUGGGGGCGUGUAG
Molecule: messenger RNA, 234 nt
Organism: Cyphellophora europaea CBS 101466
Lineage: Eukaryota; Fungi; Ascomycota; Eurotiomycetes; Chaetothyriales; Cyphellophoraceae
Exons: 1
Coding region: 1-234 (77 amino acids)
Source: RefSeq, a predicted model, not a curated record